Didymosphaeria variabile is the source of this 792-nucleotide messenger RNA. RefSeq names its product RING finger protein 32 (gene RNF32). Lineage: Eukaryota; Fungi; Ascomycota; Dothideomycetes; Pleosporales; Didymosphaeriaceae. The record is from RefSeq and is a predicted model, not a curated record. The coding region runs from base 1 to 792 and encodes 263 amino acids. The transcript has a single exon.
AUGGCCAGUCCCCAUACCCAGGCCAGCAUCACAGAGUUCAUGCGCUUGGCCGAAGCCAUCGGCCUGGACCUCUCUUGCCCUACACCGACCGACCAGACAUCAACCCUGGAAGACCUCAAGGCCGAGCUGCAUGACCACAUGGCCCAGAUCCGCUCUAGACUAUCAGACUUGGAGCCUCGUGUGGAGGCCAAUGCCACGGUAAUCACUGCAGUGCCAAUCGCCACUAGGGCUUCGCACCAAGACGAGGCGGAAGACCAGUGUGGUAUCUGUCACGAAGAGCUGUUCUGCGUCACUCAAGUUGCGAUCAAGCUCAAGAGCUGUGGUCACACCUCUCACCGCGACUGUUUGAUCAAGGCCUUCGAGUUCCGCAGCAAGGAUACUUGCCCCUACUGCCGUCAAGAAGUGCUGCAACGCACCGCCACGACUGAUGUGAGUGAGCUUGACACCUCGGUAAUUGAGGGCUUGGUGGAUCACCUGGGCCUCCGUGACAACCAGGUGCGCAGCUCGGUUGAGGGGGUUGCCGGUGGAGAUGAUUAUGAGAGUGUUAAUCCUACGAAGAGCUACGCCCACCAGCACAUGGGCCUCAGCAUGUACCUAGACGUGGACCUGUUCGACGGCCAUGCUCGGCGAGAGUCCGGUGUUGCGGAGUACGACUGCCUGCACCCCGUGGCUGCCACUGCCGUCUCUGUCGCUGGCCACGUUACCGCCGAUGUCAACGCUGUGGCUGAUGGAAGUGACGCGAUGAUUGAUGAGGGACGCAGGUUACACGUGCAAGAUGGAUUGCGCGCGUAA